AUGUACGACGACGACUACGAUCGUAAUGAUCCGAGACGCCUCAGCUACAUAACCUCUCCACUGGGCGAGUCUAUCACCACCAUCCCGCGAACCGCCGCAGGUGCCGAGUCGCUCUCCCCGUCUUCACCUCUACAGAACUCGUUUUCCGGGCAAACGAUACCAGGGAAUGGCCAACAGCGACCGCCACUUGUUGAGAAGUGGUCCUAUGAAGCUGCAUCUGAUGCCGGACAUUCCGAUGACACUCGGCCGCCCUCUGAAACAGCGACCUCCUCCUUCCCACUCAACGAUAUCGACUACGAGUCCAAUCCCGCGGCCGUAGCCCAAGAAUUGAAUAACCUCGCGGCAAUCCGACGCAUGUCCAUGGAUGUGGCUGCCGCCGGGGACCCUGACCUUCCCGGCUUCUCCCCACCCCCCAGUCCAUCGGCCGACGAAGAUGAUGCCUCACGCUUAUUCUGGGUGCCCGCGCGAUUGCACCCUGAGCUGGCCCCCAAAGAGUUCAAAUCAUUCUUGGACAGCAAGGCGGAUCACAUAAAGCGCAGAUCUGGGGAUUACUCUAAGGAACGCAAAGGAUCGACAGGUGGGCUUCAUCGCAAGAAGUCUAUGCUGUCAAGGCAGAUCGACAAUUCCUCGGGUUAUACGGAUGGUGCGGAUCGGCUUGAACGACAGCGCUCGCAGUCAAGCAAGCGAGAAGCCGUUCUCAGUCCUAAUCUACAGCAAUUGGAAACCCUGGUGGAUGAUUCAAACCCCGUGGAUAAGGACACGCUUCUGCGUGGGAUGCAAAAUGCUAGCAUCAAGGAUGAGGACAAACCGAUUUUACCUCCUGCGCCUUUGGGAAACAGUUUGAGACGCUCCACUCGGACGCAGUACAUCAAAGCGGGCACUGUGAAAAAGGGCGAAAAAUUACCCUACUCCAAGCGCGUGGGCCGGGGGGCCUCAGAGUCCGCAGGAAGUGACACAGGUUCCAGGACGAUUUCACAGCAUGAGGAUCAGGCAAUUCCAGGCUCAACGCGCGUGUCAACUGACCAUGCCCCUAAUGCGGCGACACGGCGUGCGCGAACCUCGUCUACCUCCUCUAGGAGCGGCGCUUAUUCCCCGGCUCUCUCCGCAAGCUCGACAUUCGAAUCUAUCGCCGAUCACCCCGAGGCCGAGCAAGAAGAAUUCCCCACACCCGGGGGGCAUGGAGAUGCUACCGCGGACCGACCUGAAUCGAGGGAAUCGGAUCACUCACGGCAAUGGCAAUCUAGCAUCAGCUCGAAUGGACGCUCCACCGUCAACACCGCCCCGGCACAACAGAAUAUCCCGGCAAUCGUUGAAACACCACCCGCUCCUGAGCCCACACGCAGCUCACCCCCUCAAAGUGCCCGGUCGUCAGAUCCUCCCGCGGCAGCGGCACCACAGAAACCUUCACAUCCCCACGAGUCGUCAUCAAAACGCUCGAAAAAUGCUCGCCAGCCUCAAGAACCAGCAUCCUCGCUUGACGACUUGUCCAGUAACCCGCAGAUGGUGCCUGGUAAUAGCACCCGCACCGACAGUCUUUCUUUGAUACCUACUCUCCCAGAAGAGCGCAAAAGCGAAGAGCGAAAGUCCGACACGAAAAAAUCAAAGGACAAGAAAGACUCCGAAGGCAGCCGCAAGUCUAGCUGGCAUUGGUUACUGGGUAGUGAAGAAAAAGACAAGAAAAAAGACAAGGACAGUGACUCCAAAAAGAGCAAAUCAAAAGGCUCUGAUAAAGCUCAUGACAACACGCGCACGGAUGCACUCCAGUCCUCAAGUGAGAGUACACCUCGGGCACGCGAAAGUCUGAUUUUGGAUCGACUAGACCCGAAGCUAGACGAAGAACGCCGCAAAGACAGCGUAAGGAGGACAUCAGGGGAUUCGAAGAAAGAAAAAGAUGGUAUAUUUUCCUCCAUCUUCGGUGGUGGCCGAAAAAAGCACAGCAGUGAAGGUCAUCAUCGCAAACAUUCAUCCCGAAACCUGUCCCCUGAGCCCCCGAUGCGGAUACUUCGUGCUGAUCUUGAUUAUCCUUGGACCCGGUUCUCCAUCUUGGAGGAAAGGGCUAUUUAUCGCAUGGCACAUAUCAAACUUGCAAAUCCCAAACGAGCCCUGUACUCUCAGGUAUUGCUGAGUAACUUUAUGUACUCAUACCUGGCCAAGGUCCAGCAAAUGCAUCCUCAAAUGUCAUCUGCAUCAUCUGGAUCCUCCCAUCGAUCAUCCUCAAAGUCCAGGGACCAGCCAGAUGAGUAUACGCAAUACCAGCGAUACCAGGAGGCUCAGGCUCAGGCUCAGGAGCAGCACUACGCGGAACGCGGAUAUGAUGACUCCUCUGCUUACGACUAUGACGACGAUCCACAUGAUCGCUACGGCGCUCAGUCCAGGGGCAGCAAGCAGGGUUAUGAAAAUGGCAAUGCUUACGGCCCUGGACAUUAUCAGUAUGGACACUCGUCGUUUGGCGACGACGUCCAACUAGAUGACGAUGAUGACGAUGAUAUGUGGUGA
Messenger RNA from Penicillium olsonii, 2496 nucleotides. The record is from the annotation of a GenBank genome assembly. Lineage: Eukaryota; Fungi; Ascomycota; Eurotiomycetes; Eurotiales; Aspergillaceae.